Molecule: messenger RNA, 3322 nt
Organism: Macaca mulatta (Rhesus monkey)
Lineage: Eukaryota; Metazoa; Chordata; Mammalia; Primates; Cercopithecidae
Source: RefSeq, a predicted model, not a curated record
ACCCUCUGCCCCCUGCGGAGUUGUGUUUUCUGGGAAUCAGCAAGUAAGAUCACAAGUGGUCUUUUCUUUUAUUCACUCUCUCCCAUAAAGAAAGCUUUAUCACGUGUGGCCUUAAACUUGCAGCAAAUUGCAAAGAAAUGGCUCAAAAGCUUCAGCUCUUUCUGUGCCCUGGGAGCUGAGAUGCACGUCAGUGGCCUUGCCAGCGUGGCCAAUUCUCUGCUGACUGCCAGAAAAAAAGAGGCCAGGAGGAAAGAGGAAAGAUUGCUCAGGGGUGAGACCAUGCCCUUCAUCUUUUAUUUCCCCUAAUCUGCUCUGCCUGUGUCCACCCACGCUCUCCCCACCUGGCAAAAUUGUUCAAAAUUGCUGUGGAGUUUACCUCAGUUUCCUCUUUCAGCCUGUGGUGUGUGGUCCAUCCUCUUGCUGAGCACAUUGAAAGGAACUGGCUAUCUUUGAUCUCUACCUCCAGAUCAGAGUCAAGGAAUGUGUUUAUAAUGGACACUUCAUCCAAAGAAAAUAUCCAGUUAUUCUGCAAAACUUCAGUGCAACCUGUUGGAAGGCCUUCUUUUAAAACAGAAUAUCCCUCCUCAGAGGAAAAGCAACCAUGCUGUGGUGAACUAAAGGUGUUCUUGGGUGCCUUGUCUUUUGUUUACUUUGCCAAAGCAUUGGCAGAAGGCUAUCUGAAGAGCACCAUCACUCAGAUAGAGAGAAGGUUUGAUAUCCCUUCUUCACUGGUGGGAGUUAUUGAUGGUAGUUUUGAAAUCGGGAAUCUCUUAGUUAUAACAUUUGUUAGCUACUUUGGAGCCAAACUUCACAGGCCAAAAAUAAUUGGAGCAGGGUGUCUAAUAAUGGGAGUUGGAACAUUGCUCAUUGCAAUGCCUCAGUUCUUCAUGGAGCAGUACAAAUAUGAAAUAUAUUCUCCUUCCUCCAAUUCUACUCUCAGCAUCUCUCCAUGUCUCCUAGAGUCAAGCAGUCAAUUACCAGUUUCAGUGAUGGAAAAAUCAAAAUCCAAAAUAAGUAACGAAUGUGAAGUGGACACUAGCUCUUCCAUGUGGAUUUAUGUUUUCCUGGGCAAUCUUCUUCGCGGAAUAGGAGAAACUCCCAUUCAGCCUCUGGGCAUUGCCUACCUUGAUGAUUUUGCCAGUGAAGACAAUGCAGCUUUCUAUAUUGGGUGUGUGCAGACGGUUGCAAUUAUAGGACCAAUUUUUGGUUUCCUGCUAGGCUCAUUAUGUGCCAAACUAUAUGUUGACAUUGGCUUUGUAAACCUAGAUCACAUAACCAUUACCCCAAAAGAUCCCCAGUGGGUAGGAGCCUGGUGGCUUGGCUAUCUAAUUGCAGGAAUCAUAAGUCUUCUUGCAGCUGUGCCUUUCUGGUAUUUACCAAAGAGUUUACCAAGAUCCCAAAGUAGAGAGGAUUCUAAUUCUUCCUCUGAGAAAUCCAAGUUUAUUAGAGAUGAUCACACAGACUACCAAACACCCCAGGGAGAAAAUGUAAAAAUAAUGGAAAUGGCAAGAGAUUUUCUUCCAUCACUGAAGAAUCUUUUCGGAAAUCCAGUAUACUUCCUCUAUUUAUGUACAAGCACUGUUCAGUUCAAUUCUCUGUUCGGCAUGGUGACGUACAAACCAAAGUACAUUGAGCAGCAGUAUGGACAGUCAUCCUCCAGGGCCAACUUUGUGAUCGGGCUCAUCAACAUUCCAGCAGUGGCCCUUGGAAUAUUCUCUGGGGGGAUAGCUAUGAAAAAAUUCAGAAUCAGUGUGUGUGGAGCUGCAAAACUCUACUUGGGAUCAUCUGUCUUUGGUUACCUCCUAUUCCUUUCCCUGUUUGCACUGGGCUGUGAAAAUUCUGAUGUGGCAGGACUAACUGUCUCCUACCAAGGAACCAAACCUGUCUCUUAUCAUGAACGAGCUCUCUUUUCAGAUUGCAACUCAAGAUGCAAAUGUUCAGAGACAAAAUGGGAACCCAUGUGUGGUGAAAAUGGAAUCACAUAUGUAUCAGCUUGUCUUGCUGGUUGUCAAACCUCCAACAGGAGUGGAAAAAAUAUUAUAUUUUACAACUGCACAUGUGUGGGAAUUGCAGCUUCUAAAUCCGGAAAUUCCUCAGGCAUAGUGGGAAGAUGUCAGAAAGACAAUGGAUGUCCCCAAAUGUUUCUGUAUUUCCUUGUAAUUUCAGUCAUCACAUCCUAUACUUUAUCCCUAGGUGGCAUACCUGGAUACAUAUUACUUCUGAGGUGUAUUAAGCCACAGCUUAAGUCUUUUGCCUUGGGUAUCUACACAUUAUCAAUAAGAGUUCUUGCAGGAAUCCCAGCUCCAGUAUAUUUUGGAGUUUUGAUUGAUACUUCAUGCCUCAAAUGGGGAUUUAAAAGAUGUGGAAGUAGAGGAUCAUGCAGAUUAUAUGAUUCAAAUGUCUUCAGACAUAUAUAUCUGGGACUAACUGUGAUACUGGGCACAGUGUCAAUUUUCCUAAGCAUUGCAGUACUUUUCAUUUUAAAGAAAAAUUAUGUUUCAAAACACAGAAAUUUUAUAACGAAGAGAGAAAGAACAAUGGUGUCUACAAGAUUCCAAAAGGAAAAUUGCACUACAAGUGAUCAUCUGCUACAACCCAAAUACUGGCCAGGCAAGGAAACUCAACUUUAGAAACAUGAUAACUGGAAGUCAUGUGUUCUAAUUGGUGGACAAUUUGCAAACAAAUAAAUUGUAAUCAAAAGAGCUCUAAAUUUGUAAUUUCUUUCUCCUUUCAAAAAAUGUCUACUUUGUUUUUGGCCCUAGGCAUUAGAUAAUAUAACUGAUAACAAAUAUACUGAAACAUAUAAUGGAAGAUGCAGAUGAUAAAACUAAUUUUGAACUUUUUAAUUUAUAUGAAUUUUUUUAUAUCAUUUACUUAUUUCACUUUAUUUUGCCUUGUGCUUAUUGAUAUAUAUUAGCUGUACUUCUAGAAGAACAAUUGUCUCUAUUGUCACACAUGGUUAUAUUCAAAGUAAUUUCUGAACUGUGUCAUGUGUCUAGAGUAAGAAAAUACUGCUAAAAAUUAACUCAUACUUUGGGCUCCUUCAAGUAUUACUUCUAUAGUAUUUUCUCCCAUAGCUGUCUUCAUCUGUGUAUUUUAAUAAUGAACUUAGGAUGGAGCAGAACAUGGAGAGGAAGAUUUCAUUUUAAGCAUCUCCUUUUCUUUGAAAUACAGUAAUUUAUAUAGAAAUGUAUAGCAGCAAAUUAUAUUGGGGAUUAGAAUUUGGAAUUAAUAGCUCUCCUACUAUUCAUUUACAUGUGCUUUUUGUGUGGCGCUAUAAGUGACUACGGUUGUAAAGUAAUAAAAUUGAUGUUAACAUGCC